GAAACAUGCAUCCUUUAUAACCUUACAUUCUUACAUUUGCUUACAUUUUAACCACAGAUAUAGAACAAAUAAAUAUAAGAAAAAUGAGACGUUUAUCAGAAGAAAGAACAAAAAUAUUGUUCGAAAAAUUAGCUAAGUUCAUUGGGCCAAAUAUUAAGCUGUUAAUAGAACGUCCAGAUGGUUUAUACUGCUUUAGGGAACAAAAAGAUAGAGUGUAUUAUGUAUCCGAGAAGAUUUUGAAGCUAGCUAAUUCCAUUCCACCUGACAAUUUAAUUUCUCUAGGAACAUGCUUUGGAAAAUUCACAAAAUCUAAUAAAUUUAGGUUACAUGUCACAGCUCUGAAUUAUUUAGCACCAUAUGCCCAAAGUAAAAUUUGGUUAAAAUCUUCAGCAGAGCAGCAGUUUUUGUAUGGAAAUCAUGUAGCCAAAUCAGGAUUAGGCAGAAUUAGUGAAAACACAGAAAAAUACCAAGGAGUUGUUGUUUAUAGUAUGUCAGACUUACCUCUAGGAUUUGGGGCUGCAGCCAGAUCAACUACAGAAUGCAAACAUGCGAACCUUUAACCACUGUUUGUUUUCAUCAGGCUGAUAUUGGAGAGUAUAUUAGAUCCGAAGAAGAUCUAUUGUAAAUACCAAUUGAUAGUUUAGGUUUUAUUUUUAAUAAUUUUUUUGUAAUAUAUAAAACACUU
This is a messenger RNA of Diabrotica balteata, 685 nucleotides long. NCBI's taxonomy places the organism in Eukaryota, Metazoa, Arthropoda, Insecta, Coleoptera, Chrysomelidae. The record is from the annotation of a GenBank genome assembly.